AUGAAGACGCCUUUGGGCUGCAGCUGGGACAGCCCCCCCGGGAGCGUGGAGCCAGGCCCUGCCUUUGCUCUGGGCGAGCUGGCCGCUAGAGGGAAGCGGGGGGCGGCGGGGCUGGCAGCGCGGAGCCCCAACGCCAGCGCCGGUCGCUUCCCCCCUACGUGCGGCCCUUGCCAGACUCAGCCGGGAACCGUUUGCGCGCGAAUAAAGGCAGAACCAGUGCCCUGGGUUGUGGUUUUUUUGUUUGGGGUUGGGCAGCCACAGCAGGUUGUGGGCAGGGCUGGGGAGGAAAAGCCGACCGUGUGGGGCGCCCGGCCCCGCGGUGCCCGAGGAAUGGGGAUCCCUGGGCAGCUGCCGCCCGGCCCCUUUAAGCGCAGGCCCCUCCCGGCCGCCGCCGCCAUCGCCAUCAUGCUGUGCCUGCUGCUGACCGUGCUCGCCCAUCUCUUCCCGGCGGCCUGCGGCGGCGUGCACGAGCGCACCUUCGUGGCCGUGAAGCCCGAUGGCGUGCAGCGGCGGCUCGUGGGAGAGAUCGUGCGGCGCUUCGAGCGCAAGGGCUUCAAGCUGGUGGCGCUGAAGCUGGUGCAGGCCUCGGACGAGCUGCUGCGCGAGCACUACGCCGAGCUGCGCGAGGGCCCCUUCUAUGGCCGGCUGGUGGACUACAUGGGCUCGGGACCGGUGGUGGCCAUGGUGAGUGCCGGCCGCGGGCGGGCGGGACCGACCGAAGGCCGGUGCAUUGAGUCCCGCCAGCCCGCGCGCAGGUGUGGCAGGGGCUGGACGUGGUGCGCGCCUCGCGGGCGCUCAUGGGGGCCACCGACCCGGCCGACGCCGCUCCCGGCACCAUCCGUGGGGACUUCUGCGUCGAGGUUGGCAAGUAAGGCGGUCCGAGCGCGCGCCCAGCCCCUGCCACGCCCCAGCAGCCGCUGGCGCUCAUGCAGCUCUCCCGCAGGAACGUGAUCCACGGCAGCGACUCGGUGGAGAGCGCCCGCCGCGAGAUCGCGCUCUGGUUCCGCAGCGAAGAGCUGCUGCGCUGGGAGGACAGCGCCGGGCACUGGCUGUACGAGUAGCCGCCCGGCCCUGCGGGCCCCUCCA
Molecule: messenger RNA, 1086 nt
Organism: Mirounga angustirostris (Northern elephant seal)
Lineage: Eukaryota; Metazoa; Chordata; Mammalia; Carnivora; Phocidae
Gene: NME3
Product: NME/NM23 nucleoside diphosphate kinase 3
Exons: 3
Coding region: 1-951 (316 amino acids)
Biological process (GO): CTP biosynthetic process; GTP biosynthetic process; UTP biosynthetic process
Molecular function (GO): nucleoside diphosphate kinase activity
Source: RefSeq, a predicted model, not a curated record